Lolium rigidum is the source of this 1050-nucleotide messenger RNA. RefSeq lists its product as uncharacterized. The transcript is spliced from 5 exons. NCBI's taxonomy places the organism in Eukaryota, Viridiplantae, Streptophyta, Magnoliopsida, Poales, Poaceae. Gene Ontology annotation, molecular function: carbohydrate binding. The record is from RefSeq and is a predicted model, not a curated record. The coding region runs from base 1 to 1050 and encodes 349 amino acids.
AUGUCGCCUCAUCCUCUAGCCACCGUCCGCUCGCCUGCACCUAAGCCACCCCCACCCUCCUAUUUCCAAUCUACUCCAGUUAGCCAAGACACGAUCCAGCAAAAGGAGCUUCUUCUCCACCUGUAUGCUUACCAGCACCUCCAGGGAAGACCAAAUGGUAACCAGAGAGUCAUAGUGGAUCCAGAGCUUCCCGGGCAUUUCGGCACCCUCGCUGCCAAUGACUGGAGCAUAUACGAUGGCCCGGCUGAUGGCCCCGGUGCAAAUCUUGUUGCGCGUGCUCAAGGUUUGCACAUUGGGGCUCAGAUGGCUAAAGAAAGCUAUUUCAUCUGUUUUAACAUGGUGUUCGUCGAUCCGAGGUUUAUGGGCUCCAGUUUCAAGGUGAUGGGGGAUUUUCAAGCAAAUGAAGGCGAGUGGGCAAUCGUCGGCGGGACCGGAGAGUUUGCGUAUGCACAAGGUGUCAUCACUUACAAGAAGACCCAAUUGGCAACAGGAGGAAAUAUGAGAGAACUUCAUGUUCGUGCUUUGUGCCUUUCCUUGUCAAAACCAGCGGAAACGCCUUGCUCUGACUCGAGCAUACCGGAUAUUGGGCCAUGGGGUAAAACUAGUGGGGAAUUCCUCGACGUCCCAGCGAUACCGCAACGUCUAGAAAGUGUGACGAUUCGUCAUAGUCCUCACAUCGUGUCGCUUGCAUUUUCUUUCACCGACCAAGCCGGUGAAAAGCAUACCGUUGGUCCGUGGGGUGGCCAGGGCCUACCCCCCAAUGUGUAUAGUAAGGAGACGAUCGAGCUUGGUCCUUCGGAGUUCGUGAAAGAAAUCCGUGGGACAGUGCUGCCUGCUGGACCACUGGCCGUUCAAUAUACUAUUGCUGCUGUAAUAGCAUCACUAGAAAUUGACACCAAUAUCAGAACGUACGGGCCUUUCGGAUUACGAAAUGCACAUCCUUUCAGUGUUCCGGUGCAUGGCAACAAUAGCAUCAUAGGUUUCUUUGCGCGCGCUGGGAAAUACGUGGAGGCACUUGGGGUUUAUGUCGGUCCAUCCGUUUCAAACUAG